Messenger RNA from Melitaea cinxia (Glanville fritillary), 800 nucleotides. It is a transcript of the gene Roc1a, whose product is annotated as RING-box protein 1A. Gene Ontology annotation, biological process: protein ubiquitination; ubiquitin-dependent protein catabolic process. NCBI's taxonomy places the organism in Eukaryota, Metazoa, Arthropoda, Insecta, Lepidoptera, Nymphalidae. Gene Ontology annotation, molecular function: cullin family protein binding; ubiquitin protein ligase activity; zinc ion binding. The record is from RefSeq and is a predicted model, not a curated record. The transcript is spliced from 5 exons. Gene Ontology annotation, cellular component: cullin-RING ubiquitin ligase complex; nucleus. The coding region runs from base 144 to 485 and encodes 113 amino acids.
GUUUGAAUUGUCAUUGUUUUUGUCUGUGGUUGUAGUUUUACUCCGAGUCUGAACUGUCAGACUAACAUUUACAAAUAUUGAAAUUUGCCCAAAUUGUAGUUUAAGUUGAAUUUGUUAUUUAAAAAUAAGAUAUUACAACAAAAAUGGCUUCAGCAAUGGAUGUUGACGAAGAGGAAGUAGAAAUGGCUUCUUCCAGUAGUGGUAAAGGAGACAAGAAAAGAUUUGAAGUUAAAAAGUGGAAUGCUGUGGCGUUAUGGGCAUGGGAUAUUGUUGUGGACAAUUGUGCUAUUUGCCGAAAUCACAUAAUGGACUUAUGCAUAGAAUGCCAAGCCAAUCAAGCUUCUGCUACUAGUGAAGAAUGCACAGUUGCUUGGGGUGUGUGUAAUCAUGCAUUCCACUUCCAUUGUAUUUCUCGAUGGUUAAAGACUAGACAAGUAUGCCCUCUGGAUAAUAGGGAGUGGGAGUUCCAAAAAUACGGACAUUAAAACCAGAGCAAGCUAUGUUGAAGACCAUGCUGUCUAUGAAUCUAAUGAGCAAUUUUGUCUUACAAAAUAAGUUUUUAAAUAAUAAAUUUACUCCAAUUAGUUUUUUGUGUUGAUUUGGCUAAUAUUAUAAAAUUGUUAUGAUAUCCAUGUAGCAAAGGUAAUCUAUAAAAAGAGUAAAAUUAAUUACAUUAUUUUGACAAAAAAAAAUGCAUUUACCUGUAUUUAAAAAAGAAUAAGUCAUAUUGCUCUUUAAUAAUAAUUUUCCUAAGUUUUUGUUAUUUAUCAAUACUAAUAUAAAUUCUCAUUUAACCUGUA